UGGGAUUCUUCCUAAGACGUUUUUGUUGUUCCAAAUCACAAACCUCUGCUCAGCCGAAACUGCCCGACCGUAAAAAGUGCAUUUAACCAAACCCAAUAAGCGACCAAUUGACGAGCCAUGGCCGAGGAGGAGCUGCAAACCUACCGCCGCUGCGUUGGCCUGCAGCUGGAGGAGCUCGAGCUGUUGAGCUCCAUAUAUUGCGCGCCCGGAGAGCUGCAUAUGCUCGACGCCGGCGUGGUGGCUGAUUUCAAUGAGUUCCUGGAGGAAGAUAAGACCAAAGCUGCUAACAGCCUUCUUUCCCAUUUGGAGUAUGUGGUGAAGUUAACUCUACCGGGCAAACAGUGCGUGGAAGUCCGAGUUGAGCUGCCGCAUUUGUAUCCACUUUUGGAACAGGCACGCAUCAGUGUACACACUACGCUACUGGGAAAAGCAAAGGAGCAGCGUUUGAAGAAUGAUUUAGAGCAGUAUCAGAGUGAAAGGCGCGAAGAGGACGCCGAGCCGUACAUCUUCCAGCUGUUGAGCUGGCUGCAGGAGCACAUCGAGGAUCUGUUAAAACGACCAGCUUCCGAGUUUGAGGUGCUGCCAGUAGCAUCACAAGACCCGCAACAACCACCAGCUACGCAUCUUGAGCGAAUGUGGAUUUAUUCCCACCACAUUAAAUCCACCGCCAAACGGCAGGAGCUGAUUCGACAGGCCCGUCAGUUGGAACUCACAGGAUUCAGUAGACCCGGAAAACCUGGCAUCAUAUGCGUGGAAGGUGAUUCCGCGAAUGUUCACGAAUUCUGGCGCACAAUCAAGGCCCUUCGGUGGCAAAAGAUCUGCCUGGUGCGGAGUGAGCCUCGGCAGCGCAAGCGGGGAUUCGAGGAUUUUAGCGAACAGCUUUUCAAUGCCGAAGAGGGCGUCAUGAACAUGGGCCAGUUCAUUCGGUUCCUCGAAGCCCAUGGAUUUGGCUACAUGAAGUCUGAAUUGUUUGGUUUAGCCUGAGCGAAGUGCCCAGCCAAAUUUGAAAUGUAAAUAAAGUUUGUUAUAUCAUUACAAA
Molecule: messenger RNA, 1039 nt
Organism: Drosophila yakuba
Lineage: Eukaryota; Metazoa; Arthropoda; Insecta; Diptera; Drosophilidae
Product: RWD domain-containing protein 2B
Exons: 2
Coding region: 118-984 (288 amino acids)
Molecular function (GO): protein binding
Source: RefSeq, a predicted model, not a curated record